AUGAAUUCCUACUUCAGCAACGCGUCCCUGCCGUGCCACCUCGGCGGCGGCCAGGACGUGCUGCCCAACGUGGCCGCGCUCAACUCCAGCUACGACCCCGUGCGGCAUUUCGGCGGCUACGGCGCGGCCGUGGCGCAGAACCGGAUUUACUCGUCGCCCUUUUACUCGCCCCAGGACAACCCGGUGGUGUUCGGCUCGGGCCGCUCGCCCUACGAGUACGGCUCCAACGCCUUCUACCAGGACAAGGAGGUGCUGAGCAGCUGCCGGCAGAGCUCGGUCGGGGCGCACGGCACCCCCAACUCCAUCGCGCAGGAUUUCCCCAGCGAGCAGAGCCGCGGCGCGGCUCAGGAGCAGAAAUCCGGCAUCCAGAUCUACCCCUGGAUGCAGCGCAUGAACUCGCACAGUGGAGUCGGCUACGGGGCCGACCGCCGGCGGGGCCGCCAGAUUUAUUCGCGGUACCAGACGCUGGAGCUGGAGAAGGAAUUCCACUUCAACCGCUACCUGACCCGGCGGCGCCGCAUCGAGAUCGCCAACGCGCUGUGCCUGACCGAGCGCCAGAUCAAGAUCUGGUUCCAGAACCGCCGCAUGAAGUGGAAAAAAGAGACAAACCUCAGCUCCACGCUGGCCGGAGCCGCGGAGGAGGAGGAGGAGGAGGAGGAGGAGGAGGAGGAGGAGGAGGAGGAGGAGGAGGAGGAGGAGGAGGAGGAGGAGGAGGAGGAGGAGGGGGAGCGGCGGCCGCCGACAGCUUGGCCAAGGAGGAGAAGCGCGAUGAGACAGAGGAGGAGAAGAAGGAGUGAUGGAUUUUUUUUUUUUUUUCGCCCCCCUUUCCCUCCCUUCUCAUCCCUUUUCUUCCCCCUUUUUGUCCUUCCUGGUAUUUAUCGUUGGAGAAAAAAAAAAAAUAAUAAUUAAAAAUUAUGUUGAAAAAAGUGUUGGCGGGGAGGGGGAAAUAGUGGGGGAAAUGGAAAAUAAAUUAAAAAUAAAUGAAAUAAAAGGGCGAGGCGGGGUGAGAGUGGAGGGAGGAAGAGAAGUGAAAAAGAGGGAGGAAAGUGGGGAAAAUUAAAAAUAAAUGAAAUAAAAGGGCGAGGCGGGGUGAGGGUGGGGUGAGGGAGAGAAAUGAAAAAGAGGGAGAAAGUGGGGAAAAUUAAAAAUAAAUAAAAUAAAAGGGCGAGGCGGGGUGAGGGUGGGGUGAGGGAGAGAAAUGAAAAAGAGGGGGAAAAGCGGAGGAGUGAAAAAGUGAAAUUGAAGCGGAGGAGUGAACGUGGAGGAGCGAAAAAGGGGAAUUAAAAAGUGGGAAAGUGGGAAAAAGUGAGGGGGAGAAAAAAGUUUAGGAAUUAAAAAAGCGGAGGAAUGAAAAAGUGGAAAAAAUUAAAAAGUGAAAAAAUAAAAAAAAAAAGUGGAGGAGUGAAUGCGGAGGAAUGAAUGUGGAGAAUUUAAUUAAUUAAUGCGGAGAAAUGAGUGAAUGAGUGAGGAGGAAUUAAUUAAUUAAUUAAUUAAUUAAUGCGAGAGCUCCUCAAACCCACGGAUCCCCCCCAAAAAUCUCCCCCCUCGCCCCCCUCAUCCCGGCCGCACCCCCCGCUCCGUCCUCCCCCCACCCCAAAAAUCGGGAAAAUCGGGCAAAAAACUGGGCAAAAAUUGGGGCAAAACCGGGCGGAAUUGGGGGCGACCCCGCCCCCCGCUUGUCCCCCCCAAACCUCAGCCAUUCCCGGUGGGAAAAAAUCAGAUUUUCCUCGCGGAAAUGCCAUAAAAAAAGCGCUUUUUCGGCCCGAAAUCGCCUUUUUUCCUCCUCGUAUUUAAGCAGCUACCUGGGCUCAUCACCGCAUCCACAAACUGUGACGGUUUCUGUGUGAAUAUUUUUCUCUGUGUUCGUGGUUCCUGUAUUUAUAUUUAUGUUUAGCGCUGUAAUGUGCGAAAAAAAGGAAAAAAAAUUAAAAAGCUAAAAAAAAAAAAGUGAAUGGAGUUCAUAGAGGUAGAGAGAGAAAAGAAAAAGAAUAAUAAAAAUCUAAAAAAAAGAAAAAAAAAAGCGGCGAAAAAUGUUCAAAAAAUAAAUGAAAUUGAAAAAUCUUGUGUUACACCCUCUCAUGUAUAAAGCCCCGAGUCCGGCCUGGACUUUCUGUCGAGUAUUUAAUGAAAUAAAAUCGGAAUAUUAUUUUUGAAAGUUGCCCCAGCGGCCUCUGAGCUUCAGUGGGAACCUUGUGCUGGAAAAUUCGUUUUUUAUUUCGUCUUUCCUCCCCAAAAAUCGCCUCCCCCCCUCCCUGGUCUCGUCUUUUCCUCCCUCCUGCGCCUCCCCCCCCCCAAAAAAAUGGAAAAAUGGGAAAAAAAUAAAGAGGAGGAGGGAAAUAAGGAUGAAAAAGGGGGAAAAAAGACAUUUUUUGCUUUGUCUCCUUGGGCGAGUCUCGUGUAAUUGUCCGGCGGCAGCGGGAAUUUCAAUUUCCACGAUUAAAAAAAGAAAUGUGGAUUUCCAAAGUUCCCCCAUUCCUUAUUUCCCCUCCUUUUUUUCUCUUCCUCCCCCGGGGGUGAAAAGUUCGGCUUCUCUUUUAUUAUUUAUGAUUUAUUGGUGAUUUAUUGGUGAUUUAUUGGUGAUGGAUGUGGGCUUUAUUAAUUAAUUAAUGAUUUUUGUGGGUUUGUUUUGCGCCCGGAGCUUUCCCCCACCCCUUUUCCCUCGAUUUCAUCCCAAUAAAAACCUCUCCAGGGAAUGGGGGGAGGGGGAAAAUGCCAUUUUUUAUCUUUUUUUAGCAUUUUUUAGCAUUUUUUAUCCGGAGCCUCACCCUCGAGGAGAUCGGAAAUUGUGGAUUUAACAGCGGGAAGUGAAACGGGGGGCGAAAUAAGGGAUAAAAAGCUGAUUUUUCCUCCUUUUUUGGUCGUAUUUCCGAGAUUUUCUGGGAAUUCCGGGGGUCACGGAGUGAGAAAUCCCUGGGAAAAAAUAAAAAUAAAUAAAUAAGAUUUAUCUUUUGAAGGAAACAGCGAGGAUUUGGCGGUGAAGUGACUCAAAGCAGGGGGGGGAAAAGGCACGAAAAGAGGAAAUAAUGGUAAAAAAAGAGGAAAUUGUUGGUUUUUAAAGGGAAAUUAUCGUAACAAAUGGAAAUAAUCAUUAAAAAGGGAAAAUAAUCGUAAAAGAAGGGGAAAUGAUCGUUAAAAAAGGGAAAUAAUCGUAAAACAAAGGAAAAUAAUCAUAAAAAAAGGGAAAUAAUCCUAAUAAAAGGAGCCUGAGGAGGUUUUUCUUCCCCUCCCACCCUUUGCUUCUCUCCAGGAUGGAAUUUAUGCAAAAAAAGACAAAAAAAGACACCAAAAAAACAAAAAAAAUGAGGAAAAAGCAAAAAAAAAGCGCCAGGAAGGAGCGGCAGGAGGGGUCGGAAAUUCCGAUUUUUCCCAGGAUUUUCUCCCCCCCCCGCGCCUUUGAGGAGGAGCCGGAGGCAAUAAAUUGUGGGGAAAGAGAAAAGGAGAGAAAAAAAAAGAUAAAAAAAACCCGAGGAAAGGCGAGAAGGGAAUAAAUAAAUAAAUUAAAAUUUAAAAAAAUUCAAGGAAUGUAAACUUGGGAGCGGCUCAAAAAUAUCCCGGAAUGGCCAGGGGAAAAUGAGGUUUUAUUUCAUUUAUUUUAAUUUUUGGGUGGUUUUUAUUCAGGGAGGAAAAGGUUGGGAAGAGGGGGUGGCAGGAAAGAGGAAAAAUGGGGAAAAAGGGGAAAAAAAGGGGGAAAAGGGAGGAAAAAGGGGAGAAAAGAGAAAUAAAAUGGGGGGAAAGGGAAAGGAAAAGGAGGAAAAGAGAAAAAAUAAAAUAAGGAAAGAAAAGGUAAUAAGGGAAAAUAAAGAAAAAAAAAGAAAAAAUUUAAAAGGGGAAAAGAGAAGAAAAAGGAAAUAAAGAGAAAAAAAAGAAAAACCUUUGAAAAUAAAAGAAAAAAAAAAGGAAAAGGGGGAAAAUACACAACUUUAAUUCAAAUUAUUUCGCUAUUUAAAACAACCCCGCGCAGAGAA
Passer domesticus (house sparrow) is the source of this 3965-nucleotide messenger RNA. RefSeq names its product homeobox C6 (gene HOXC6). Gene Ontology annotation, biological process: anterior/posterior pattern specification; regulation of transcription by RNA polymerase II. The transcript is spliced from 2 exons. The record is from RefSeq and is a predicted model, not a curated record. Gene Ontology annotation, cellular component: nucleus. Lineage: Eukaryota; Metazoa; Chordata; Aves; Passeriformes; Passeridae. Gene Ontology annotation, molecular function: RNA polymerase II cis-regulatory region sequence-specific DNA binding; DNA-binding transcription factor activity, RNA polymerase II-specific. Bases 1 to 909 code for a protein of 302 amino acids.